This is a messenger RNA of Rana temporaria (common frog), 2235 nucleotides long. It is a transcript of the gene GEMIN2, whose product is annotated as gem nuclear organelle associated protein 2. Bases 175 to 972 code for a protein of 265 amino acids. The transcript has 10 exons. Lineage: Eukaryota; Metazoa; Chordata; Amphibia; Anura; Ranidae. The record is from RefSeq and is a predicted model, not a curated record. Gene Ontology annotation, cellular component: spliceosomal complex; SMN complex; nucleus. Gene Ontology annotation, biological process: spliceosomal complex assembly; spliceosomal snRNP assembly.
AAAAAGUGGAGUGGAGGUCACAUGCUUCCUGUCUAACGUGCAGCUCCAGAGGGGUCUCCACUCUGCGGACAGUCUUCCUUGUGGAGCUCCACUGUUUGUGACUGACUUCCUCUCUAUGGUAGUAUCUGAAGGUAUACCAUUGAGCAGAGCGGUGCGGGUAAAGCGCAGCCAAGCAUGGAUUCGGGACCGGAGGAGCUGAUGCCGCGGCUUCUGCCUGUGGGGAACUGCGACCUCUCCGAGGACUAUGACCCGGCAGUCCCACCGCGGACACCGCAGGAAUAUCUGAGGCGGGUGCAGCUUGAAGCUGCACGAUGCCCAGACGUAGUGAUUGCACAGAUAGAUCCAAAAAAACUAAGAAAAAAGCAAACUGUAAGCAUAGCGCUUUCAGGUUGCCAACCUGCCCCUGAAGGUUAUUCACCAAGUCUUCGUUGGCAGCAGCAACAAGUAGCUCAGUUCUCUGCAGUUCGACAGAGUCUUCAUAAGCACAGAAGUCAUUGGAGGUCCCAGCCUUUAGAUGGCAAUGUUACAAUGCCAAGCACAGAGGAUGAAGAAAGCUGGAAGAAGUUUUGUCUGGGUGAGAGGUUGCAUUCUGAUUUGGCUGCUGCUCUGAACAAUGAGAACCCAGGUAUCGAUUAUAUAAAGGUUGGAUUUCCACCUCUGCUGAGUAUUGUCAGUCGUAUGAGCCAGGCAACUGUUACAAGUGUGUUGGAGUAUCUUGUGAACUGGUUUGAAGAAAGAGACUUUACUUCAGAGCUGGGUCGUUGGUUGUAUGCAUUGCUUGCCUGCUUGGAGAAACCACUUAUGCCAGAGGCUCACUCCCUCAUCCGACAACUGGCACGCAGGUGCUCUCAAGUCAGAGCAGCAGUGGAACACAAGGAAGAUGAGAGGGUAUCUGCUUUAAACUUGUUCAUCUGUCUAGUUGGCAGGUAUUUUGAACAACGAGAUCUGGCAGAUUCUGGUGACCCUUCCUGAAGAGAUGACUGGCUGCCUCCAUUUCCCCGUUCACACAGCAAUACAUGUCCAUCCAAAGCAAGCCUCCCUUCAUUAAGUGGUGCAGCUACCAUCUUUUUUAUGUUCAGAAUUUGACUUUCAGAAAAAAAGUGGCAGUGAUGGAAUCCCUUUUUUGAAGCAGUGAUAUGAAGGGCUACACAUCAGACUAUUGCACGUAAAUAUACGAUGACCAGAAGUGGAAAAUGAUCCUACUGCUUAGAGUUAAAAAUUUAGAUUUUUAUUUUUUUUCAAAUGGCCAAAGUUGUAGAGAUUUUAAGUGCCUAAAGGGUUUUGGAAACCAUUAAUUCAUCCUUUUUGUAAAGAAUAUCAGCAGUUUUACAGAAAACCACCAAAGACCAGAACUGGAUCCAAUACAUAUGCAAAAAGCCUGGUGGCACCCUUUCAUUUAAAGUCCUUAAUUCAUGUUGCUUUGCUUGUAUGGGACCAGUGCAACAUCUACCGUGGCUUAUUAUCUUUGUAGAAGUCUAACCCCUUUUGUGCUGUGCUUCAUUACAGGGAUGGAAACAGAGGAUGGGGGUGUCCGUCAUGAUGGUUAGUUGAGAGUUGUGGCCUCCUUCGUAAUACAUCUCCCUUUUUUGUAUGGCUCUCCCCCAUGCAGAGGGUACUAUUGUACCUGUUUGCUAAGGAGAGGAGGUGGGGUUCUUAGUUUGAGUGGUUUGUAGGAUAAGUCCUGUAGUUUUCUGUAAAACUGCACCUAUCCUUUUGAUCUCAAUUCAAAGAGCCCAUCCUUGCCAGUAGAACCUGCAUGGGUUUUCCUGUUGGGACUGUUGUGGUUAAAGCAACCUGUAGCAUGGAAAACCUGUGAAACUUCUGAUAUCCAUUUUUUUUUUUUUUUUUUUUUUUUUGUAUGGAUCAAUUUUCUUAUUGUAUUUGUGGUUCUGCCUCUGCAAGCAAACCAUGUAUGAGGUUUUGAGUUAUUUUUUUUACAUAUGCAAGUCAGAUGAAAAGUGAAAGCGUGGAAUUAACAGUAUUAAUAUGUUUUUUAAAAAUAGUCUUCCUCCCAUUUAAGGACUACCUUUUUAUGUGCUUCCCAUGCAAACUGAAUUUUACUUCUCUGAAUUUCACCUUUAAGGUAUAAUUUUGCCAACACCUUAGACCUGGAUCCUUUACUACUUUGUGUGGCAAUCCCAUCCUAUAGUACCAAUGAUGGGUUAAAAAAAAUUAACUAGCAAAUUAUUGAAGGUACUUGUAUAGCGCCGUCAAUUUACGUAGCUCUUUACAUAU